AUAAUUCAACAACAACUUGCCAAGUUGCAAAACAACCAAUAACUCUUCAGCUCAAGCACUCUGCAAUCAUCAAUCAUCAAUCGAUUAACAGCAGACCGCUCUACCUAGAGAUUAUGGAAAGAUCAAGAGCAAUUUACGAGAAGGAUAUCAAUGAUCUUGAAGCAACUGAACUAAGAUUAGGUUUGCCUGGGAUAAUAAAUGAAUCAGCAGAGAAACAAUCUUCUACCUCAACUAGUACUAAAAAUAUCAAAAAAAGACCCUCAUCUAGUGUAAACGAAAAUGAACAACAAGACUCAGCCCCUGCUCCAAAAGCACAAGUUGUUGGUUGGCCACCAGUUCGAUCUUACAGGAAAAAUCAUGUGUUACAAGUGAAGAAACCAGAAUCUGAUAAUUCCUCAGGGAUGUACUUAAAAGUUAGCAUGGAUGGAGCACCUUACUUGAGGAAAAUUGACCUUAAGGUUUACGAAAGUUAUCCAGAGUUACUCAAGGCAUUACAAAACAUGUUCAAAUGCACAAUUGGAGUAUACUCAGAAAGAGAAGGAUACAAUGGAUCUGAUUAUGCACCAACAUAUGAAGACAAGGAUGGUGACUGGAUGCUAGUUGGAGAUGUACCAUGGGAAAUGUUCAUUAAUUCUUGCAAAAGGCUUAGAAUUAUCAAAGGAUCUGAAGCUAAGGGUUUGGCAUGCCUAUAGAAACAUGGAAAUAUAUAAACAUACAUACAAAUCUACUAGAGAUGAACAAAGGAAAGACAAGGCUGAGGAUUUUGUUCUCUCUAUGAUUUCAGUUUUGUAAUGCUAGCUGAUCUUGUUGAGUUGCAUGGUAUAGAUCUAGAUCUACUUGUACAAAAAUACUUUCUGAUGAAUUUGCUCAUGCGUAUUUAUUUACCAGUGAAGAAUACAAAAUUUUAGCACAA
This is a messenger RNA of Solanum dulcamara, 913 nucleotides long. RefSeq names its product auxin-induced protein 22D-like. Gene Ontology annotation, cellular component: nucleus. Gene Ontology annotation, molecular function: protein binding. The transcript is spliced from 3 exons. Lineage: Eukaryota; Viridiplantae; Streptophyta; Magnoliopsida; Solanales; Solanaceae. The record is from RefSeq and is a predicted model, not a curated record. Bases 114 to 692 code for a protein of 192 amino acids. Gene Ontology annotation, biological process: regulation of DNA-templated transcription.